AUGAGUAAUUCGUGCUAUGAAAAUAUUUCCGAUCUAUCGCCGACGAAAAUCGGAUUACGAGCGGGGUAUUUAGCGAUCAUCGGAUUCUUUGGAAUAGUGGGAAAUAUAUUCUUAUUGAUUUCAUUAUUUCUUGAUAAGAGAAAAAAAUCGGCUAUUAAUUAUCUAGUUAUUAAUCAUACCUGCUUAGAUCUAUUGCAAAGCGGCGUAAGAUUACCCUUGUAUAUAGUCAAUAUAAUCAUGAAUAGUAAUGGCUUAGGUUAUGAAUUAUGUACCUUCCAUGGUUUUAUUAGCGGUAUAUAUUUUAUUGGUACCACUUAUACCUUGACGGCGAUGGCUAUCUUUCGUUAUUUGGUUGUGUGCCAAUCACCAGCAGUUAAAUUAGCUCCUAGGCAUGCAAUUUAUGCCAUCGUUCUUGUCUGGAUCAUUGCUAUUAUCAUGUGCUUACUACCUUUUUGGGGUUUAAGUCAUUAUGAUUAUAAUAUUAUUGAAAGAUCUUGCUUACCAACCUGGAACGAAGGCUUAGCAAAUCAAAUUAAUGCUGUUUUCGAAUCGCUAAUUGAUUUCGGUUUGCCAUUAUUGACGACAUUUAUAUGCUAUCUGAAGAUUUAUACCGUCUUGAGAAAAAUUAAGAUGGAUUUAAUGCGUUAUAGAUGUGAAUCUAUCACAGCAAAUACAUGCCAGUAUUCAUCGGAUCGAGCUAAAAAACGUUUUACCUUGACAUUAUCUAUCCUAUUCCUUAAUUUCUUAUUGUGCUUUACUGUUUGGAGUAUCAUUAGUUUUAUUGUUUAUCCUGUGACUGCUGGCACUGCCUGUGUGCCCGAUGAUUUGCACUAUUUUGCUAUAUCAUUAUUAUAUCUUAAUAGUGCAUUAAAUCCAUUGAUAUUCUUUGCAAGAAUGAGAUCAUUGAGGAUGAAGUUUUAUUUUAUAUUGGAAACAAUGACUGGACGUAAACAACCUGAAACAACAUUGGCAACAUCAGGAACAAAACGAAAUAAUACCAUUGAACGAUAA
This is a messenger RNA of Trichoplax adhaerens, 1011 nucleotides long. RefSeq lists its product as uncharacterized. Gene Ontology annotation, molecular function: G protein-coupled receptor activity. Gene Ontology annotation, cellular component: membrane. The coding region runs from base 1 to 1011 and encodes 336 amino acids. The record is from RefSeq and is a predicted model, not a curated record. Lineage: Eukaryota; Metazoa; Placozoa; Uniplacotomia; Trichoplacea; Trichoplacidae. The transcript has a single exon. Gene Ontology annotation, biological process: G protein-coupled receptor signaling pathway.